GGGAGCUCACCGGCAGAUCUCAUAUCCCGUUGGGACAGGUGACAACAGCCGGAUAUUUUUGGGCGUUGUCCAUCUUGGGAAUUGCGAGCGAACGAACGAACGAACGAACGAACGAACGGAGAGUCCCAUUUCGUUCUUCUAUUCUGAGCUCACCAUCAAUCAACCAAGGGGAGACACAGAAAAGAGGUUGCAGUUUUUGUGUCUCCUCUUCGAAGCUUAAAAAGGAAAAAGGUGUUUAGAGAAUUUAGAAGCAUAUGGGACCGAUGGAUUACGAAAGUAACAGUUGGAUAUGGGAUGGUGUAUACUACUACCCACAUUUGUUUGGUGGUUUAAUGCUCACAGCGGCCUUGCUUGGAUUUUCCACGAGUUAUUUUAGUGGGAUCGGAGUACCAUCUUUGCCAUUCUUCUGGUCUGAUUUUGGGAUUUUCCACAAAAGAAAGAGUGAAAAAAAGCGCAUUAGGGUUUACAUGGAUGGUUGUUUUGAUCUCAUGCAUUUUGGUCAUGCCAAUGCGUUGAGACAAGCUAAGGCUCUGGGAGAUGAAUUGGUGGUGGGUGUUGUAAGUGAUGAAGAAAUCAUAGCAAAUAAGGGCCCUCCAGUGUUACCAAUGGAAGAAAGGCUGGCUCUUGUUAGUGGUUUGAAGUGGGUGGAUGAAGUUAUUGCCAAUGCCCCGUAUGCAAUUACUGAGCAAUUCAUGAACAAACUCUUUAAUGAGCAUAAGAUUGACUAUAUUAUUCACGGAGAUGAUCCAUGCCUACUUCCAGAUGGAACUGAUGCUUAUGCCUUAGCUAAGAAAGCUGGCCGGUACAAGCAGAUCAAGCGUACUGAAGGAGUCUCCAGCACCGAUAUAGUAGGAAGGAUACUCACUUCCAUGAAUGAUGCUACGAAUUCUGAAGAUCAUAAUGAAACAUCCCAGAAUGGAGAUUCUAGGAACGGAAGUCCAUCCCAUGGUGCUCUUUCUCACUUUCUACCAACAUCACACCGUAUUGUACAGUUUUCAAAUGGAAGGGGGCCUGGACCAAAUGCUCGUAUUGUGUACAUUGAUGGGGCUUUUGAUCUUUUUCAUGCAGGUCAUAUUGAGAUUCUCAAGAUUGCUAGGCAGCUUGGAGACUUUUUACUAGUUGGCAUACAUCACGAUCAGACUGUGAGUAAACUCAGAGGGAAACAAUUUCCAAUUAUGCAUUUACAUGAACGCAGUCUCAGCGUCCUGGGUUGCCGGUAUGUUGAUGAGGUGAUCAUCGGCGCACCUUGGGAAAUUACAAGAGACAUGAUAACUACUUUCAAUAUAUCUUUAGUUGUGCAUGGGACUGUUGCUGAACACAACUCUUUUGCUGGCGACAGUGACCCGUAUGCCAUUCCAAAGAGUAUGGGAAUUUUCAAGUUGCUUGAAAGCCCUAAAAACAUUACCACUACUUCAAUAGCCAAAAGGAUAGUCGCCAACCACGAUGCUUUUAAGAAACGCAAUGCCAAAAAAAUGGAAAGCGAGAAGAAAUAUUACGCAGAGAAGAAAUACAUAUGUGGGGAUUAAAUGGUUUUUACUUUUUACAAUUUACUGUUCGGCGUUUAGUGUUGGUAACUCUUGUUUCUGAAGAUCUUCAGUACAGAAUUUUCCCAUGAAGAUAGGUUUUAGAAUAUGGAAGGAGUUACAUCCUUUUUCGAAGAAUACUUCACCAGAAUUUGACAUGGCAAUUAACUUUGUAAUUUCAUUGUAGGCUAUAACCUGCAGUUAGAAUAGAUAAAAGUGGGACACUCAAAACUGUGAACUACACAAUGAUUUGAUAUUAUGCAUGUAAACAUCUAAAUCGUAUAGGUAUCAUCUUGUGCCUUUAAUGGCAUUGUUUUCUUCUUUUCCUAUUUUUUUCCCCCCAAGUAAUGUAGGUGUUGUAUUGUUUGAAAGAAGCAAAAGCUAUAUUUAUUAUUUGAUUGCUAUGGGAUUAACAUUCAUUUCCCA
Benincasa hispida (wax gourd) is the source of this 1949-nucleotide messenger RNA. RefSeq names its product ethanolamine-phosphate cytidylyltransferase-like. NCBI's taxonomy places the organism in Eukaryota, Viridiplantae, Streptophyta, Magnoliopsida, Cucurbitales, Cucurbitaceae. Gene Ontology annotation, molecular function: ethanolamine-phosphate cytidylyltransferase activity. Gene Ontology annotation, cellular component: cytoplasm. Gene Ontology annotation, biological process: phosphatidylethanolamine biosynthetic process. The record is from RefSeq and is a predicted model, not a curated record.